Molecule: messenger RNA, 3405 nt
Organism: Fundulus heteroclitus (mummichog)
Lineage: Eukaryota; Metazoa; Chordata; Actinopteri; Cyprinodontiformes; Fundulidae
Gene: homer1
Product: homer scaffold protein 1
Exons: 10
Coding region: 1095-2219 (374 amino acids)
Biological process (GO): regulation of store-operated calcium entry; G protein-coupled glutamate receptor signaling pathway
Cellular component (GO): postsynaptic density; cytoplasm; plasma membrane
Molecular function (GO): G protein-coupled glutamate receptor binding
Source: RefSeq, a predicted model, not a curated record
GAUGAUGAUGAUGAAGGAGGAGGAUGAUCAAGCCAACGAAGACUCAGCGUCGUAGUUCCUCGUCCUCUGCAUGCCUGCUUUGGAGAACUACCGACAGAAAUAAAACGCCAAUGUUUCUCCGUACAGAUGCCGGAGCUCACGUCAACAUAAGCCAUCGGUGAAGCUGAGCCGCUGUGUAAUCUCAGAGGAGAUGACGGUAACACCCGGAGAGGGAACCAGAUGUCUUUUGUACCAUCUCCAGAAGCUACACGGAGGAUGGAGCGCCGUCUGAGAGGAAGAUGUCUGUCACCUCCGAGCUGCAGUAAAUGCCUCACAAGGCGGUGAAACUCUGUAAUAUUUAUCAGCGGGAGCCUUUUUUUUUUUAUUUAAUGGCACGCCAGACUUUGAGUUUGUUUAAAAACCCACCAAAACUGAGAUCCAUCAACUGAUACGGGGUUGUUUAAAAAUAAGAGAUUGAAUGGUAUUCUAUUUGUUUUAUUUAUGCCGUUUCCAGGGGGGGGGGGGGAUUUCACACCAGCUAUUUGUAUUUAAGCACGCCAAUGUUGGAUUGGCCAAUGCUUGCUAAUGUUUUAGAGCACUUCACCAGCAUUUACUGUCGAGCCUUUGAGUGUUUUGUUUUUAAUUCUCAACUCACAACUUAAAAAAAAAAAAAAAAACACACACAACCCAUUCUGCCAUAAAGCAGGCUCUCUGUGCUGCCAGUCUUCUCCGGCUCAGCACCAUAAUCCUCCACAGGCGAGCGCUUCGCUUUUAUCUGGCUAGCGGCGGCAGCCAGCAGCUAGCGUCUGCUGCUGCUGCUGCUGCUGCUGUGGUGGUGUCGGGUCAUCAUGCAUGCACCGACACGUUUCGCUCCGACGAGACCAGCCGAGAGGAUGUGCCCAAGGGCAUACCAGCACAGCCCGAGCCAUGUGUGACUGAGGCGGCACCGCAGACCCGGUCCAGAACCCAGCGCGAGCAGAGCGGCUUUAUUAUCGGAGGGGAGAGAGCGGAUCAACACCAGCAGCAACUAGCCUGCCCCCCCCCCCCCCCCCCACUCUACAGGAGACGUCCUCCUCCUCCGACUGGAUCCUUUUGCGACCCAACUUGGCGCAGAAAUGGGUGAGCAGCCCAUCUUCAGCACGCGAGCCCACGUCUUCCAGAUCGACCCGAACACCAAGAAGAACUGGGUUCCCACGAGCAAGCACGCCGUCACGGUCUCCUACUUCUUCGACAGCACCAGGAAUGUGUAUCGGAUCAUCAGUCUGGACGGCUCCAAGGCCAUCAUCAACAGCACCGUCACCCCCAACAUGACCUUCACCAAGACGUCGCAGAAGUUCGGGCAGUGGGCCGACAGCCGGGCCAACACCGUCUACGGCCUCGGCUUCUCGUCGGAGAGCCACUUGAGCAAGUUCGCAGAAAAGUUUGCCGAGUUCAAGGAGGCGGCGCGGCUGGCGAAGGAGAAGUCGCAGGAGAAGACGGAGCUCACCAGCACUCCCUCGCAGGGCGGCGCUGUAAAAAGGAAUGUGUUGCCUGUCAACAAACCCGGUAAAAAGAAGGAAUCGGCGCCAGGUGACCUCCAGUCACCUCUGACCUCAGAGAGCAUCAACGGCACAGACGAGGACAGAGUCAUAGCAAACACGCCCAAGCACACCGAAGCCAGAGCAGAGCCCUCCCAAAACGCAUUACCCUUCUCUCACAGCUCCUCGAGCAUCAACAAGCACUGGGAGGCGGAGCUGGCGGCGCUGAAGGGGAACAACGCCAAACUGACGGCGGCUCUGCUCGAGUCCACGGCCAACGUCAAGCAGUGGAAGCAGCAGCUGGGGGCCUAUCAGGAGGAGGCAGAGCGGCUACACAAACGGGUGACAGAGCUGGAGUGCGUGAGCGGCCAGACGACGGUGAUCAAAUCUCAGAAAACGGAGCUUAACAGAACGAUAGAGGAGCUGGAGUUGGCUUUAAAGGCCAAAGAGGAGGAGCUGGAGAGACUUAAAGCAGAGGUGGAGAGUGCCAACGAGUUUAAGUUUCAAAAAGACUCCCUCACACAGAAACUAAAGGAGUCUGAGUCGAGGAACCUGACGCUGGAGGCGCAGCUGAGCGACCUGGAGCAGCGUCUGGAGAGCAGCCAGCUGGAGCGGGAGGCCUACAGGAAGAGCCUGCGCUCUCUGCUGGAGCUGCUGGACAGCAAGAUCUUCGAGCUGACGGAGCUGCGCGACACGCUGGCCAAGCUGCUGGAGGGCAGCUAGGGGAGCCGACAACGUCGCCGCCGCCGCCGACACGACUUGAAAUCUCGACUUUUUUUCUUUUGUACAUGUUAAGAGUUUACAUGACUCCAUGCAUUAAGGGUACACAAACGUUGCCACUUCAGCGCACUCAGAUGGUUUACAAACAGCCAAGUGAAGCCUUUUUCUUUGCUCCACUCUGGAAAACCUUCUCGUUCUAAUUUAGAUUUUUCACCACCACGAUAUGCUAGACGAUGUAGCUUUGGCGCCACACUGGAGCCGCCUCGACUCCACGAUUACACUUCAGUAGUUUCCACAGCGUUCACUGAAAUCAGCCAAACGAGCUCCUCCGACCCGAGACGGAUGUCUUUCUUUACUCGCGGGAUUAAGAGAUAAUCAUAAGGACUGCCACAGGAGGACGUGUGUUUGUCUUCUGUUCUUCUAUAAUCUAUGAGCAAUACACUAAAGGAGGGUCUGUGAACUCUUCUCCACUCUCACUUUCAGGUAAUUUUCCUGCUCCUGCCGACUGGUUUGCACCACAAGCGAUGCAGGAUUUUAUUCACUCUUGUUUUUUUUUGUUUCUCCCCUUCUCUUUAUUUUGUGCGUGUGGGUGAAUCAGAUUGUUUCUUUCCUUUCUGUUUGAUGCGUUUUGAAGUGCAAUGGUUGAAUCCUGUUUUUAUUUAUUACUAAAAAAUAUUUAGAAGAAUAAACCUUGUAGGAAUGCAAAAGGUGGUUUAAUUUAAUCGUUUGGUACGUGGCUGUGCGGUUUUGUUUCUGAGCGGAAAAGGAACGAACUCUUUUUUUUUUGUUUGUUUUUCUUUUGCCAAAUACUGUUUUUCCUGUACAGAUCUGAACUCUUGCUGAUGUUGCCUUGGGCACCAAGAUGCAUCAUGGUAGCUAACUGACGGUACGUUUGGGGUUUUUUUUUGGGUGAGGGAUUUUUAUUUUUUUUUUUUUCCUUGUGGGAUUACCUGUUGCCAAAAAUGAAAGAAUAUGCUACAGUACGUACACCUGCAGAACACUAUUUAAGGGCUUGUUCCUGGUUCGGGUCAAACUUCAGGAGGAUCUUAGCGGCAACUUUAAAAGGCGAUGAUGUACAUUGUUGCUGAAAAGGGAGCUGAAUAAGAAAUUUAGACGUGGAUGAAAACACAUGCUGAUAAAGACACAAAUUGUAAUUUUGAGUUUAUAUUAAAACCAAAUCUGAUGAAGA